This is a messenger RNA of Nicotiana tabacum (common tobacco), 507 nucleotides long. Lineage: Eukaryota; Viridiplantae; Streptophyta; Magnoliopsida; Solanales; Solanaceae. The record is from RefSeq and is a predicted model, not a curated record.
AUGUUUGAAUACAAAGCAUAUCUGUCAAGACAAGUGGAAGAAAAGCAUAAACCAUCAGAUCAUAGGCCUAUUGAGGGCAAGAGAGAUGCAAAAUCUCAACCAGAAGAGCAAAAUAAAUGCACAUUGAAGAAACCAGGAAUACCAAAACCAUAUAAUGAAGUUGCAGCAAAAGACAUUGAUCAUCUAAGUACUAAUUGGGAUACAGAAAAACACGAUGGUCACAAACGUGCAGCGAGUGAGACUUCAGUAAUGGCUACACUGAAUUUGUUACAAGGGAAGAACAAUGUGGGAAUUAGUAUGAGCAAUGAAAGGGCAGAAACACUAGAGUCAUUACUUGAACUUUGUGCAGAGUUACUUAAGCAUGAAAAGAUAGAGGAAUUAGCUGGUGUGCUAAAACCAUUUGGAGAAGAAGCUGUUUCUUCUAGAGAAACUGCAAUUUGGUUGACAAAAGGAUUAAUGAAUCUUCAAAACCAAGGUGAGGAAACUCAGAGUGCAUGGGUUCCUUGA